CGUGGAUGUCAAGAUUGUCAAGUGAGAAUUUCCUGAAUUAUUUUCUAUGUAGAAAUUGCUACGGGAUAACAGCAUUAUGGGGAAGUUACUAUCAAAGAUUUUUGGAAAUAAGGAGAUGAGGAUAUUGAUGCUUGGUUUGGACGCGGCUGGAAAGACAACAAUACUGUACAAACUCAAAUUAGGACAGUCUGUAACCACCAUACCUACAGUGGGAUUCAAUGUGGAAACAGUGACCUACAAAAAUGUCAAAUUCAAUGUGUGGGAUGUAGGAGGACAAGAUAAAAUCAGACCUCUUUGGCGACACUAUUACACAGGAACCCAGGGUUUGAUAUUCGUCGUAGAUUGUGCAGAUAGAGAUAGGAUAGAUGAAGCUAGACAGGAACUUCAUCGCAUUAUUAAUGACAGGGAGAUGAGGGACGCAAUAAUACUCAUUUUUGCUAACAAACAAGACUUGCCAGAAGCUAUGAAACCUCAUGAAAUCCAGGAAAAAUUGGGCUUGACACGAAUUAGAGAUAGAAAUUGGUAUGUGCAGCCCGCAUGUGCUACCACUGGAGAUGGCUUGUAUGAAGGGCUUACUUGGCUGACAAGUAAUCACAAAUUAUAGCACCCUGGUACACAUUCAUUUUAGUACAUGACUACAACCAGCACUUGUGAUUUUCCUGAAAGGAAAUUUCAUUGUGACCUCAACAUUCCAGAAAAAUUUUGUCAAGUUAUAUGUCUUGGAAGUGCAGGUAAUUCUAUGUGAAAUUGAUCAGAAAGAAGUUGAUAUUAUGGAUUUAAUAAUUGUUUUUAGGAUGUUUGUUCCUUAUUAAAUUUUUAAACAAAUAUCCCUAACAUGAAUACAAAUCCAUGACAUUAAAGGUGAAUGUUUAUGUAUUGAUUGAUCUGAGAUAGAAUGACCAGUGGAUGAUGACACUAAGCAUAUCUUGAAAAUUGACAAAAUAAGGUUCUCUCUGACUUAAAUAAGUGCUGUUGAUAGUUAAUUAAAUAUAAUUUCGUUUUGAUUAUAUGUUUUGUACAAAAUUUAAAGUUAAAAUUUUGUUUAUUCCCAUAUUUUGUAUGUAUAUGAGAGCAGAUAAACUAUGAUUAUGGUGAAUUUCAAGAAAUAUUUCCAUUCAAGCUGCCAGUCCACUGUUCUGUCUGAACUUAAAAGUGUAAAUUGUGUAGUGUAGAUGGUGGCAGUGUAAUUUAGUUAUCCUGUUAUGAAUGGUUGUGACUUUGACCAUAGGUAUCCUUGUUCUUGAAAUUACCUCAUAUGUAUUUUGUAAAUAAAUUAUUAGUAUUAUUGUAUUGUUUUAUAAUGUGAAAUAUUGUUGCUACAGUUUAAAAUCUUCAGUAUAAUUUUUUAAGCAUGGAGCUGCCAUGUUGAUGGUUUUUCUCUAUAUUUUCAGAUAGAAAACCACCCUAUUUAUUUCUAUUUGCACUGUAAUUGAUUUUAAUUAGAAUCAUCUGAAAAUGGUAGAGAUUUUUAUUCAACAUGGUAGUUUUAAAUAUUUUGGUACAAAAUUGAGUGUUAUAUAUAUAUUUUUCGUUUCUAUAUAUUAUAUAUGUAUAACUAAUGCAAAAAUUACUAAAUAUUUAUAUAUACAUGAUAAUUUAUAUUUUUCACAAGAAUAGUAAUAUUUUUUAUGUAUGUAUCCAGGGUGUAUUCUCUUUUGUGUUAUUUUGGCAUUAAACAUUUGUCAUAACCAUUUCCUAAACAAUAGGGACAGAGAAAAAAUUUUAGAAUACUCUUGGAUACAUAUGUAAAUUAAAAUUUUUAAAUGUUUGCUAAAUUUAUUCCGCUUUUAUUUUUCUUUUUAUUUCAUGGAUAUUGCCAAAAAAUACCUUUCGUAUAUAAGUAAAGACUGAAUAGAUAUAAGGUUUUCCUCACACAGUAUAUUUCAAUCCUCUUUUUUAAAUGCUUUAAAACACAUUUUACAGUUUGUUUCCAUUAAGUAUAUUCCUAUUAUGAAAAUACAACUCAGUUUUAUAGUUUAUAUUUUUAAUAGAUUCUAUAGACACAUUGAAUUUUUCAUCACUGUCUUGGAUUUUAACCCAAUAAUAAAUACUGUAUUCAUUGACAGUGAUAUGGAGAUAAAGCCAAUAACUCAUAGUUUAUGUAAUAAGAAACCUUUUUGAAGCAGCACAUAGAUGUAGUUUGUUAUUUAGUUCUGCAUUAUACAAAAUCACAAAUUAAGACCUCUCAAUACGUCCAAUUGAUUCAAUAAUUUUUUUAUUUAAUUAAAUUUUAGUCAAAAUAUACUCCAAAAAAAAUGUAUACAGAGUGUUCCAUAAAGUUGGAUCCAUUUGGGAAAUUUUUAAUAUCGGGAUUGGAAAAACAUAUUAAAGUUGGCUAGGUACUGCAUUUAGUUAUCUGUCAAAUUCAGUAUUUAAAAAAAAAUUAAAUUCGAAUCUGACUGAAAAAUAAUGUCAGUAACCAACUUUAAUAUGAGCUGUUUUAAGUUUUUAAAUAAGCAGAGAUAAUUGCCCUACGAUGUUUUUUUCUAAUCUUAAUAUUAAAAAAAAAUCCCAUAUGGUUCCAACUUUAUGGUGCACACUGUAUAUUAGUAAGAUAAUGCAGAUCAAUGUUAUAAAUACGGGGUAAUAAACUUGAGGUAUUUAUUUUGGAAAAAAUGUUUUAUAAAUAUUAGUGACUCCAAUAAUUGUUGUGUAUAUAACUAAAGAAUUAGAGUUUUCAAAAUAUUAUUUAUUUUGUUUAGACUAUAUUAUUCAACAAAUAUUUUAAUAAACUCAUAUAUUAUGUAAUAACGGUAAUUUUAAAAUCAAUAAACUUUUCAUUCAUUAAACGAGAUUAUUAACAUAUUUGUCAUUGAUUUUAUAACACUAUCUGCAGAAAAAAAAAAGAUGAAAUAACUAUAAAGGUUAUUUAAUGAAAAUUUUUUUAAUGCCAGUUAUAAACGUUAAAUGAACAAAUUAAUUAUUAAAAUAUCUAUUUAUAUAAAUAUAUUAAUUAUGAUUUAGAGAAGCGAUAUUUUAACACCCCGUAUCAUUUUGAAUAGCAAACUUUUAGAGAGGUCUUUUUGCCUGUUUAAUAUUUGUGUUGAGUAGUAAAUUGAUAUUUUUCGAUGAAAUUCGUACUAGAACAAAAUAAGUGAGCACGGGCUUAGUAGAAAUAAUUAGAAAAAUAAAGAAAAAUGAUGAGAUUAAUAUAGAGUAAUUAUAAAAUAAUAAUUUCUCAUGCUAAUUUGCUUAACAUAUUUUUAAGAAUUUUAGGUUCCUUAUUCUUUUUUUUUUGUAUAAUAUGUUUGCAAGGUAAAAAUAUUUUAUGUAUAUGUAACUAACUGAUAUCGUUUUUAGGUAAAACAAUUAUUAAAAUUAUGUAAAUUAUUUAGGCUAGUUAUGAAAAUUCGAAUCAAUUUUUAUUGCCAAAAAAAUGUUACUUCCUUUUUAAAAGAAGUUUUUUCAAACUUAUAUUUUUUUUUAUUACAACCUUAUUUUUUUGUGAUAUCAUACACCUUUUCCAAUAAAUGCGAGGCAAUAUUAAUAAAAAUCUAAAAGCAA
Psylliodes chrysocephalus is the source of this 3504-nucleotide messenger RNA. The record is from the annotation of a GenBank genome assembly. Lineage: Eukaryota; Metazoa; Arthropoda; Insecta; Coleoptera; Chrysomelidae.